UUAAUCUUGGCUCAGUGCACGAGCGCGUUUGACAGACAGAAGAUGCAUUUUGACGAGCUUCUCGGGGUCUUGGGAGAAUUUGGACCGUAUCAAAAAUUCGUCUACUUUCUCGUUUGCCUGCCAUCUAUUAUAGCGGCGUUUCAUAUGGUAAAUUCUGUGUUUCUGUUAGGAAUUCCAAAACACAGAUGCAAGUUGCCGAAUUAUCCAAAUGACACCUUCCUCAGUCAAGGAGCGGUCCAUGAUGACCUAGUUAAGGCCUUCAUUCCCACAGAGCUCAGUGCGGACAAUGAGGUCAUCUACAAACAGUGUUACGUCUUCUCCACCCCCGCGUCUGUCAAUGUCACAGGCGGACCAGAGCAAAGCUGCAGCGACUGGGUCUAUGACAAGACGGUGUACGAAAACACGUUCGCGUCAGAGCAAAAUCUAAUUUGUGGCAAGGCAAUAUGGGCGUCAAAUGCAAAGAUGAUUUUCUUCGCUGGUGUGUUUGUGGGUGCACUUCUGCUCGGGGCGUUAUCGGACAAGAUAGGGCGGAAGAAGACGCUGAUCCUAUCUGUCCUGGGUCUGCUGGCCUCCAGCCUCGCCGUGGCAUGGGCAGAAAAUUUCUACCUGUUCUGUGUACUCAGGUUUAUCGUCGGAUUCUGCUGUGCCGGAACCUUCAUGUCGGCAUUUGUCCUGGGUAUGGAGAUUGUGGGCCCCUCUAAGCGGCUGUGGGCCGGUGUGGUGAUAGAGUAUUUCUUUGCCCUGGGACUAGUGCUUCUGUGUCUCGUGGGGUACCUCGUCAGAGAGUGGAAGUACAACGAAAUCGUCCUGUCCGUACCCUCAGCCUUUAUACUGGUUUAUUGGUGGCUGCUGCCCGAAUCCCCUCGGUGGCUAAUCAACCGAGGCAAAUUCGAAGAAGCCAAGGUCAUCAUCCGUAAAAUCGCCAAACGAAACAAGGUCGAGGUCACAGAGAAACAGCUGGAUUCACUGGAGUGUGACGAAACAGCGACUGGUCAGCUCUGGCACUUGUUCACAUCCAGGGUGCUGUUUGUCCGUACAAUUGUCAUCUUCAUCAACUGGUGUGUUGUGAGCAUGGUAUAUUACGGAUUGUCUUUAAAUUCCGGAAGCCUGGCCGGCGACUUUUAUCUGAACUUUUUCCUGACCGGUCUGGUGGAAUUUCCGGCCUAUACUCUGUGCCUUGUGUUGCUAGAUCGAACCGGAAGGAAGAAACUUCACUGCGCGUGCAUGGUGCUAGGGGGACUAGCUUGCAUCAGUACCAUUUUUACAGUCCUGUAUCUAGAAAAACGUCAUCAAAUAUACUCCACCGUUAUCCUGGCUAUGCUGGGUAAGAUCGGCGCCGCCGCCGCCUUUGCCGUCAUUUAUGUAUGGUCGGCUGAGCUUUAUCCUACGGUGGUCCGGAAUGUCGGAAUGGGCGCCAGUUCCUCGUGUGCCCGUAUAGGAGGAAUGGUGUCUCCAUAUAUAGCAGAUCUGAGUACUUUAGUGGAUGGCCAUUUUGGACAAGCUCUACCGUUGGUUGUAUUUGGGGCUUCUUCCGUAAUUGCCGGACUACUAUCACUGAUUUUACCGGAAACACUAGGAGCCAACUUACCGGAAACCAUAGAGGAUGGCAAAGCAUUCCCAAAUCAUGAAAAAAAAUCUGCGAAAUACCAAGAGAACGGGUCCUCCAUCACUAUGAACAACGAAGCUUUUUCACCCGAGGAUUGCACGAAAUUUUAAAUAUACAGUAUAUACUUAAUGAUAAUCCAACUCAAAGUGAACUCAAGUUUUUUUUUAUAUAUAGACUUGCAUCUGUGAUUUUCAUGGCCCCGUUCGUAAUUCUUUGUUUGUAAUUCAUAUCACAUAUUUACUGGUAAAACCACUUGAAUAUAGUUUGAUUAUUCUGGGUGCAAAUAGCCUACUUACUACAUAUGUACAUGUAUAUGUAUUGUCAAUGUCAAUAAAAAUAAACAAAAUUAAUGGAAUAAG
This is a messenger RNA of Magallana angulata, 1965 nucleotides long. Its product is annotated as organic cation transporter protein-like. Gene Ontology annotation, molecular function: transmembrane transporter activity. NCBI's taxonomy places the organism in Eukaryota, Metazoa, Mollusca, Bivalvia, Ostreida, Ostreidae. Bases 43 to 1716 code for a protein of 557 amino acids. Gene Ontology annotation, cellular component: membrane. The transcript has 10 exons. Gene Ontology annotation, biological process: transmembrane transport. The record is from RefSeq and is a predicted model, not a curated record.